Molecule: messenger RNA, 249 nt
Organism: Laccaria bicolor S238N-H82
Lineage: Eukaryota; Fungi; Basidiomycota; Agaricomycetes; Agaricales; Hydnangiaceae
Exons: 2
Coding region: 1-249 (82 amino acids)
Source: RefSeq, a predicted model, not a curated record
AUGUGGUAUCAUUGGAGGACCACUGGGUCGGAUUCAAAUUUGGAUUCUUUGUUGAAAGAAUGGAAGAUUCUGAAUGGCAUAUCUGCUUUAUUGACAAUGGUUGUUUCAGCGUUAUUGCAAAUACCCCAAGCGGCCAAUGACCAUAUUACGAGGGAAACAGCACUGCUUUUAUUGAUAUGCGCCCUGAUGGGUCUUAUAUAUGGAUGUAUAUAUAUGGUGAUAUUUGGGACAAUGAGGAGCAUGUUUUGA